This is a messenger RNA of Misgurnus anguillicaudatus (oriental weatherfish), 2126 nucleotides long. NCBI's taxonomy places the organism in Eukaryota, Metazoa, Chordata, Actinopteri, Cypriniformes, Cobitidae. The record is from RefSeq and is a predicted model, not a curated record.
GAUAUGCGAGGUCUGCCGCUCUCGGAUUCCUUUGCCUUGUAUGGCUAAAGGCUCCAGACGCUCCCGACUGCUGGAUUUUGACCUUAUUGGCCGGAUCAGGAACAGGGAGGUGUGGAGACAAGGGCUGAAAAACUAAACAAACUUCCCUUCACCCUGACAGAGGAACACAGACAGAUUCCCAAACUGAUUCUACAUAGAUACAAGAACCAAACCCUGUCGCCAACAUGUCUGCUGCCAAACGUGCCAAAGGAAAGACCACGAAGAAGCGCCCGCAGAGGGCCACGUCCAAUGUGUUUGCCAUGUUUGACCAAUCACAGAUCCAGGAGUUUAAAGAAGCCUUUAAUAUGAUCGAUCAGAACAGAGACGGCUUCAUCGAUAAAGAGGAUCUUCAUGAUAUGCUGGCAUCUCUUGGUAAGAAUCCUUCUGAUGAGUAUCUGGAGGGCAUGAUGAGUGAAGCACCAGGACCCAUUAACUUCACCAUGUUCCUCACAAUGUUUGGAGAACGUCUGAAUGGAACGGACCCUGAGGACGUCAUACGCAACGCCUUCACGUGCUUCGAUGAAGAAGCUUCUGGUUUCAUUCAUGAAGAUCAUCUCCGUGAACUCCUGACCACCAUGGGAGAUCGUUUCACGGAUGAAGAAGUGGAUGAGCUUUUCCGUGAGGCACCAAUCGACAAGAAAGGAAACUUCAACUAUGUAGAGUUUACUCGCAUACUCAAACACGGCGCCAAAGACAAAGAUGACAUGUAAAAAACUGAAUUCAUGAUAUAUCAUGAGAUUGAUCAGUGAUUCAAGAACAUUAGUGAAAGUAAUUAUUUAUACCUUACACCAUUACCAGGUUCAGAGACACCAAAACAAUAUAUACAGAUUAUAUAUCUAUACACUGUAAAAAAGAUAUUUGUUGGUUCAACUUAAAGUUAGUUAACUCAAAAAAGUUGUGUACAAAUAUAUGUCAAAUCAACAUAUAUUUUUCGGUUAAUUUAAACUUAUAAUUUCAACUUCAUUUUAUAAGUUAUGUCAACUUUUCACAAGCCAAAACUUAAAAAAGUAGGUUGAAUCGACUUGCAAAAAUCAAGUUGUUUUAAAUUCAUGCUGCAUUUUUUUUACAGUGUAUAACAUUUAAAACUUUUUUUAGUUGAACUUUUUUACAGUGUAAUAUCACAAUAUAUAUCAUUACAGUAUAAUUAAAAAUCACUGUGUUUAAAAAAACUACUGUUUGAGAUAUUUAUCGCUUCAUAAUGUCUAUGUUUCACAUAUUACAAACUCUGUACACUACAUUCUAUAUAGUUUUACAUUGAAAGAGAGUCAAAAGUCGUAUGAAGCAUCCAAAAUAUCUAAAAUAAUACAUUUCUCUGGCCAAAAAUAUAUUUUAAAUAUAUGCUAAAUUCAUUUUGAAGAAAGUAAAGCGUAAUUCAAUAUAUUUUUGAAUUUGAAAAUGUGUUUAGUUUAUAUAACAACAUCUAUUUUAAAAUUUCAGGGGCAACAAUGCAUUUCUAAUUUUACAACCCAUACGGCAAAAAUAUAUUUUUCAUACCAAAAUAUAAAAGUUUAUAAAGUAUGUAUAAAAUAUAAAAUAUUUUUGCAGUUGAAAAUAUACUGAAUUUUUACCAUUUCAAACCUAUUUUAAAAAUUUUCUUUCAAUGGAUGUGAAUAUAAAUGCUUAAAAAUCAAUUGAUUUUUAAAAUAUAUUUUAAAAUAUUCAAAAAAUUACUAAAAAUUAUUUUCUAUAUUGUAGAGCUUUGCAUUUGCAACGCAUAAGGUCAUGGGUUCAAACCCAGGGUAAACAAAAUCUAUAGCUUGUAAUGCACAGCAAGUUGCUUUGGAUAAAAGGAUCUGCCAAAUGCAUAAAUAUAAUAUAUUGGUGGAAUUACAUAUUUGUAAACAUAUUUUAAAAUAUAUAUCAACAUUUGGCCUUUUUGUAUAUGUUUGAAUAAAGUUACAUUUAAAAAAUAAUAUAUUUUUCGCCGUAUUGGUCAAGUGACCUAAUUUCCACAGGAUUAUUUUGAUGAUAUUGAAAACAAUUUGUACAUUUCAAAAUAUGCAUUUCAAACAUUUGAACCUUUUGUUUUACAAAACGAACCUCUGAUUAUACAAGCAUCAUUUUACAAUAAAUGUUUUUUUCCAGUG